Varanus komodoensis (Komodo dragon) is the source of this 2266-nucleotide messenger RNA. RefSeq names its product cholinergic receptor nicotinic alpha 5 subunit (gene CHRNA5). Gene Ontology annotation, biological process: nervous system process; chemical synaptic transmission; regulation of membrane potential. Gene Ontology annotation, molecular function: transmembrane signaling receptor activity; acetylcholine-gated monoatomic cation-selective channel activity. The transcript is spliced from 5 exons. Bases 1 to 1359 code for a protein of 452 amino acids. Gene Ontology annotation, cellular component: postsynaptic membrane; neuron projection; synapse. The record is from RefSeq and is a predicted model, not a curated record. NCBI's taxonomy places the organism in Eukaryota, Metazoa, Chordata, Lepidosauria, Squamata, Varanidae.
AUGCAUAGAAUUUUUUUGACAUGUAGCUUCAUUAUCCCUUUUGCCCUUUAUGCAGGUACUUCAGAACCUUCUUUUAUUGCUAAAAGUGAAGACCGUUUGUUUAAACACCUAUUUGAAGAUUACGAAAGAUGGGUUCGACCGGUGGAACGCUUGAAUGACACGAUCAAGGUGAAGUUUGGCCUUGCGAUUACUCAGCUGGUGGACGUGGAUGAGAAAAACCAGUUGAUGACGACAAAUGUUUGGUUGAAGCAGGAAUGGGUUGAUGUAAAACUGAAAUGGGAUCCUAAAGAUUAUGCUGGAAUAACAUCUAUCCGUGUCCCUUCAGAGUCAAUAUGGAUUCCAGACAUUGUUCUAUAUGACAAUGCAGAUGGUCGCUUUGAAGGAACAUCUACAAAAACCGUAGUGAAACACGACGGCACGGUUGCUUGGAGCCCUCCGGCGAAUUACAAAAGCUCCUGUACUAUAGAUGUCACUUAUUUUCCAUUUGACCUCCAAAACUGCACCAUGAAAUUCGGCUCCUGGACGUACGACGGCUCGCAAGUCGAUAUAAUUCUGGUAGAUGAAGAAGUUGAUAAGAGAGACUUCUUUGACAAUGGCGAAUGGGAAAUCGCGGCCGCCACGGGGGUCAGGGGGAACCGGACCGACGGAUGCUGCUGGUACCCGUUCAUCACCUACUCGUUCAUCAUCCGGCGCCUGCCACUCUUUUAUACCCUGUUCCUCAUCAUCCCUUGCAUAGGCCUCUCGUUCCUGACUGUCCUCGUCUUCUAUCUUCCCUCUUACGAAGGAGAGAAGAUCUCUCUGUGCACCUCCGUGCUGGUAUCCUUAACCGUCUUCCUCCUUGUCAUCGAAGAAAUCAUACCAUCGUCUUCUAAAGUCAUUCCCCUGAUCGGCGAGUAUCUGGUCUUCACCAUGAUUUUCGUGACGCUCUCGAUUGUGAUCACGGUCUUCGCGAUCAACGUCCAUCACCGGUCCUCGUCGACACACAACGUGAUGUCGCCCUGGGUUCGCAAGAUAUUUCUGCACAAGCUGCCGAAGCUGCUGUGCAUGCGAAGCCACGUGGAUCGGUACUUCGCUCCGGAGGAGGACCCCCCGAAUCCCGCCGGAUCCGAGGAGGAGCCCUCUAGGAAUACUCUGGAAGCAGCCUUGAAUUCCAUCCGGUACAUCACGAGGCACAUCGUGAAGGAGAAUGAAGUACGUGAGGUUGUUGAGGACUGGAAAUUUAUAGCCCUGGUGCUUGAUCGAGUUUUCUUAUGGACGUUCCUUCUGGUUUCCAUUAUUGGUUCUCUGGCACUGUUUAUUCCUGUCAUUCAUAAAUGGGCAAGCAUCACCGUCCCAGUCCAUAUUGGAAGUGUUAAUUAAUAAAGCACAGGUAGGGGUUCGGUCGUCUCCAUCUAUCUAGGAGUAUUCAUCUCAGCCGUAGCGGAGAAAUUACCUGGCACACUUUAAUAUCUAACUAUGAAAUAUCUGAAGGAAUGGAGUUGGGAGCAGGCAUUUGUGCCUGGAGUUAAGCAUGGAUAGCUUAGGACACAAGUAGGAUAUUUUUGGGGGGUGUUAGUUCCUUGUAUUCCUAUUUGGAGAUCAGAACUCACCUGCUUGUCAUCCGUGUGUCCUAAAUCCUGCAAAAUCUAAACGUGUCAUUUCCAUUUCACGAGCAACACCGACUUUUUCUGUUAUGCAUUAAGCUUGUGCAACUGGCUUGCGCAAGUGUAAUUUUAGCUUGAUUUUCUUCCCGUGCAUAGAUCGGAGUCUCGCUUCCAUUAGCGUAACAUCAUUUACACUAGCAGAGUCACACUGUUGGAUGCAGCCCUAAGUACGUAUGUAUUUAUUUAAGGUAUUUCUCUACCUUUCUCUUAGACGAGUUCUCAGAACAGUUUGCAGUGUGUGUGUGCAGCAGUUCAUAGAAUCAAAGCUGUGCCAAAUGUUGUAAUAACGACAAUAAUGCGGCAUUUUAAAAUUAGAGCUUUCUAGGGUGCCCUUUGGUAAAACUAUUAAGGCAAUGCAGAAAAGUUAGGAAAAUGGCAUUGCUUUAUAUGCUAUCUCAGUAAUGCUUUCCAAGGUUCCUUUAGGGCUGGCCAGUAUUUUUAUCCCAGUGGGAGGCCGAGAGGACAGGGGUUUGAUUAAAGCAAAUGCCUUUCUGUUUGAUUUGCCAUUCACAACUUGUAAAGUCCUAGAGCAAGAUCCCUCCUUCAGCCAAAGUGAAACCGAACAUGUGAACCGACUAAUCAUUUGCACAGUUAUUUUCCGUCCCUGCUUUUGGGAAGCAAAG